Molecule: messenger RNA, 2760 nt
Organism: Triplophysa dalaica
Lineage: Eukaryota; Metazoa; Chordata; Actinopteri; Cypriniformes; Nemacheilidae
Gene: ncalda
Product: neurocalcin delta a
Exons: 4
Coding region: 206-787 (193 amino acids)
Biological process (GO): calcium-mediated signaling
Cellular component (GO): cytosol
Molecular function (GO): actin binding; calcium ion binding; tubulin binding
Source: RefSeq, a predicted model, not a curated record
UUAGAGUUUGGUCCACUCUUGGCUGCACAGGGCUUCGAAGAAUCUUGGGGACUUGUUGAGUUGACACGAUCGGUUUUUGCUUUGCUGGUCUCUACGUGCUGUCUGUUAUCAUCAGGUGAAAAGAGGCGGGUGAUGGACUGUUGAAGGCACUGAUUCGCAGGGGGUAAACUAAAACGUUAAGAGCACUGUCUUGUGAAACAAAACCAUGGGGAAGCAGAACAGUAAGCUCCGUCCUGAGGUGAUGCAGGAUCUACUGGAGAGCACAGACUUCACGGAGCACGAGAUCCAAGAGUGGUACAAGGGCUUUCUUCGGGACUGUCCGAGCGGCAACCUUUCCAUGGAGGAGUUUAAGAAAAUCUAUGGCAACUUCUUUCCCUACGGAGAUGCAUCCAAGUUUGCGGAGCAUGUGUUCCGUACGUUCGAUGCAAACGGCGACGGCACAAUAGACUUUCGGGAGUUCAUAAUUGCGUUGAGCGUCACAUCACGAGGGAAGCUGGAACAGAAGCUCAAGUGGGCAUUCAGCAUGUACGAUUUGGACGGAAAUGGAUACAUCAGCAAGUCCGAGAUGCUUGAGAUCGUGCAGGCCAUAUAUAAGAUGGUGUCGUCUGUGAUGAAGAUGCCUGAGGAUGAGUCCACGCCUGAGAAGAGAACAGAGAAGAUCUUCAGACAGAUGGACACCAACCGGGAUGGCAAACUGUCUCUGGAGGAGUUCAUCAAAGGUGCAAAGAGUGACCCAUCCAUCGUCCGUCUGCUACAGUGCGACCCCAGCAGCGCAGGACAGUUCUGAGAUCUGCGUCUUAUGCGUCAACCUUUUAUUUAUUUAUGGGUUUUAAUUUCCUUUUGAUAUAGUCACUCCUUCCACUCGCAGGGAAUGAUGGAGGGUCAGUUUUUUCAGAGUAGGGCAUCUGGGUCCCAUCAGCCUGAGCUUGGCCAGAUAUAGACACAAACACACGAACACGCGCAGUUAUUGGCUGUGUUAUCCCUAUAGGGAGAUGCACCAGGUCACCAGGAGGCCUGUGAUGGAGAGAAUUAUGGUAUAAAUUAUGUUAUCUGUUAGCUCAGAUCACUUCCUGAUUAGAAAACAGGCUUCAUGUUGUUUCGUACAUAGUAAUGUUUCAUUUUAUAUAGGUUGUUAGAUGGGACAGUUCAGGUGUCAAGAAAUGAACUAAAUCUUACUGUAGUGGUAAAAUAGAGAAAAGAGGUUUUAUUCUUUUUUCAUCCUGUGAGAGAGGAAAAUCCUGUCAGCGUCUGACAGUUGUUGAAACUGCUAACAGCUUUUGUGUGUUAACACCUCGGCCUUAGAAAUUUGUAUAUUUGGGUAGUCAAUACAUUCACUGCAGACUCAUUCCAACUUGAUUUAAAUUGUUUAAAUAUUUUUUGAUGUCCUGGUCCUGGUCAGCUUUAUUAUUGAGAGAUUGCAGUAUUAUUAGCCCACGGGACCACUAAAUCAGAUGGUUCCCCACGUGCAGUCCGAAGAGCCUUAUUAACAAGUGCUAGAAACGCACAUCCAAUUUUGUGUCGAGUAGCUUUAGUCUGAUAAAGUGUCCUGUUCGAAAGACAUUCGAAAAACGACUUCUUUCUUUUUAAGUUUUCUAACGUUUGUAUUUUCGAGGAACAUUUAGGCUUGUAUAUAAAUCCGAAACGGGAAGACACGCAUGCACAACUGCGAUAAGUUUUAUUCAGCGAUCAGUUUUAUUGAUGUUUUUAGUAGAAGCAUGUAACCAAUUUGAACUGCUUUUGUGGACAGGAGAGUAUUCGUGUAAGUAGUAUGCAUGUAGUGUGUGUUAGUGCGUGGUUACGAUCAGUUACAGCCCGUUCGCUCACCCUGGUUAUAGAUGUUGUGAUGCAUUAUUGCAGAAAGUGGGCUCAUAACUACUAGUUGUUAGUGAAGCCCUUAAGCAUAACUGAUUCAAAGCUAGUAUGAGACUUAGUUAUUUUCACCUUUACAAACAAGCAUCAAGUUACUGAAUUGCCCAACACUGAAGUGGUUCUGUUGAUGAGUGAUUUAAUCUUUAGUUUUUCUUUCAGUCAAGCUUGACCACCUGUUUGAGUUUAGCUCUAUGCUCUUCCCAUUCACAUCAGUCAUUGAAAACAAGGCAUCUUGUUAACCUGCCAUAUGUAGGUUUCAUCUAGAGACUAAUAGAAGAGUUUUAUUGGGAAUAGGACCCGUUUGUCUUCGAAUAGCCCCACACGUGCUGUUGUUUUUAAACUACUGGCGUUGAAAUAUCACAGUGUAUCACUUCUGUACUGCUUUUAUGAAGCAUGCUGAAGUCACAGAUCUCCUUAAACCAACCACAGAUGUUCAAUGUUCUUGAAUGUCUCUGUAAACAUUAAUGCCUCACCACAGUGCAUUCAAUUCUGCUACACUGUAAUUCAACAUAUUUGAAUGUUUUUUAGUUGUUGUUUUUUAUUCAUUGACUGCUGGUUUUGUAAAAAUUGAAGAAAAAAUAUGGCAGAUCCAAACUGCAUUUUGAAUGUUUUAUGCGUAUUUUAUGUCUUUGUUUUAUUUUAGUUUAAACAUCUGACAUAUUUCUGUAUCGCAAUUAUAUCAUGUGGUCAGGUGCCAAAAAUAUGAAAGCAGUAUUGUAUAAAUUUAUACUAUACGAUUGUUAUUUGUCAAACAAAUUGUUGCAUUUUGUAGAUUUUGUAUGGUAAUCUGUAUUUUGUGACUGUAGAUUUGAGGCAUAGAAUUUUGUUUUGUUUAUAUUACGCAGAAAUUAAAUCUGGAGAGAACAGACAACUUGUGUUACUUUGGACCAU